AUGUUUUCGUUGCUUUUUCCCGGCCUACCGGUAGAAUAUUGCCAAGUCGCCUCGAGAGACACGCAACGCCUUGAGUUUCUCCACGAUCUCAUCGUCGGUGAGGUCCUGCUCAGUGAUGAUCUGGUCAAAAUGGUGACAGCCAUCCGUAUACUUCUGAAUAGGAUCCCCGCCUUCGACGGGGUGGCUCUGACCAGACACCAGCGCAGCCAGGUACUGCUUCGAGACGACGUACUUAUGCACCCGGUAGAGCAGACCCUUGAUCAGGCCGAACUGGACAAAGCGGCGGACGUCGAUGUAGCGCAGCACCUCGAGCCCAGCUUCCUGGUGGGCCCAGAGCCACUCGAUGACGGUGCGCCCGGGAACGAACGAGGUCAUGAGCCUGACGAAGUGGAAAUUGCUGAGGCGGCGUCCGCCAUGGGAGACGUACUCGGCGCAUUCGUCGAUCAUGCCGUCGAUGUUUUUCACGAAAUCAUGGAUACCGGGUCGGGGCGCAUAGCAGGCUCCGAAGAAGAACAUGUCGAGGAGCAGAAUGGUGUCGUAGUAGAGGAGGUGGCGGAGCGCUGUUUUGGCCAGGUCCACGGAGACGUGAGCAGCAUGGGCGAUGCGCCGGACGUCAGACACACCGUCGAUAUGGGCAAUUACUUUUUGAAGGGUGAGAUCCCAGGUUGGGUCGACAAUAUCGGAAAAUUUGGUUUUAGAGACUGGGACGUGCCAGCCUUUGACGGGUGGUGGGUUGGGAUACUCAUUCUGCUUUUCCAUCUCAGAAAAGGUCGCAGCAAGCCUCCUUACCACGGGUUCGUAGGCAGCCUGGUCAACAUCUGCCUCGACAAGCAGGCCGAAGUUGAAGAUGAAUUCGUUCCUCAUAUACUUAGUGUGAGGGAUGAGAACGGGGUACCCCAGGAUGGAGUACUUGCCCUCUGGGCAAUUUAUGGUGACAUAGCGAUUGCAGAAGGCCUGGCGAGGGAUGAUGUAUUCAUGAAGGACGUCAAAGUCGACAAGAGGGGCCCUCGCAUUGCUGCUGGCGUUGCCGCCGGAUGUCGCAGAGUCGACCGAUGUGAUGCAGCCCGGAGGAGAUUGAGCGACAAUCUUAGGACCUGGAAGCGAAAUUGUGAGUGUGAUGAAAUGUGA
Messenger RNA from Clonostachys byssicola, 1128 nucleotides. The record is from the annotation of a GenBank genome assembly. NCBI's taxonomy places the organism in Eukaryota, Fungi, Ascomycota, Sordariomycetes, Hypocreales, Bionectriaceae.